Molecule: messenger RNA, 2722 nt
Organism: Triplophysa dalaica
Lineage: Eukaryota; Metazoa; Chordata; Actinopteri; Cypriniformes; Nemacheilidae
Exons: 14
Coding region: 321-1151 (276 amino acids)
Source: RefSeq, a predicted model, not a curated record
UUAACUAUUUCUUCACAUUAAGUUGCGAAGUGACGUCACAAGUUCAAACCGACAGACUUAAACCUACGCUACAUUACAAUAGUAUAAUUAUAAGCAUCCGUUUAUAAUGGCGACAUUCAACAGGUCAUCCCCUCGCCCUUCGUGCCUGGUAUGUUAGGGGGAUUUUAAAGUCCGCUCCGUGCAGCUCAAGGGGGGCUUGUAGCUUGAAAGCCACAAACCGAAAGCAAAAUGAUGCAUUUCAAGACAAGGCGGCUGAAAGCAAGGUAAAUAAGAGACUGUGGCGUAUGGAGCUGAAGUCUGAUGGUUAACAAGAAAACGUUAUGAGCGGGAAAGCCUGGACAUUCACAUUGUUAACAACAGUUUCAUUUUUCACGAUUAACGUUCAUCAUGCCAAAUCUGAAUGUAUGCUUCCCGAUCUGCAGUCACACUUUAACGAAAAUUUGUUGGAAGAUCAUUUGUUUGAAAUGAAGGAAUUCCAUUACUCGAAGGAAGAAUACAAAGUUCUUUCAUUAAUAAACACUCUUUGUUCGACUUGGAAUAAAAAUAGGAACAAUAUGGAAAAAUUUGAAGUAAUCAAGACUUAUAUAAUGAUGUUAGAAUCUUUAUUUAAAGAUAUAAAAGAAAAUAAUUCAAAGGAUUUACUACAAAACUGUGCCAGAUACAACUGUUCAGAUGGUUACCGUACAACAUAUAUGAACGUAACUGCAUUCGGACAUAUGUAUUUGAAAUAUUGCAAAACAUCACCAUCAGAUUGUCCAUCAGAAAAGAGGACGACAUCUUCAACAUCUAACAGCCCAGCCCUAACUGCUUCUGAACGGACAACAAGCUCAAAACCAGAAAUCAGCCAAACCACCACUGCACAUGAGUAUUGGUCAACCGCUUCAUCAACAACUACUGUUCCUCAAUUUAGCACGGCAUCUUCAAAAACAACUCACAGCCCAAUCUCCGAUACCUCUGAAUCGAAUACAACUAUUCAGGAACGACUGGCAGACAUGUCGAUUAAAGUGCUCCUUGCUGCAUCUUUACUGCUGAAUGUCCUUCUACUCUUUUGGCUGUGGCAUAAGAAUAGGAAAAAGCUCAGUGGUAAGAGCAUUGCGUUAACAACGCAAGGUUGUGGUGUCGAUCCUAGGGGAUUGCAAACACCUAUGUAAAAUGUAUAGGAUAAAGCUAUGAAAGUCGCUUUGGAUAAAAGCGUCUGCCAAAUGGGUAAAUGUAAAUGUCAUUGCAUAAUUUCUGUCUUUUGAUGUUUUAUUUUCAAACAUAGAUUUUCUGAAUCUUUUUGUUUUUGUACAAGUUGACAAAAAUGUAUAAGGGUUGGUCACAUUGCUUUUACCUUAUUGCAGUCACUGCCGUAUAGUGUCUCCUUUUGUGUAUCAAGUUCAAGCUACUAUUUCAACAUUCCUCCACUUUAAUAGCUACCACAUAAGACCCUAAGCAUGGCACUGUGAUAUCUCUAAAUGUGUGAUUUGAAUAAAUAUUUACAUAGAUUCAUCAAAUUAACUUAAACAGUAAUGUAGUGUGAUGAGCUUGAAUGUGAUAUUGCCUAGAUUAAUAUUGAGUACUUCAGAGAUGAUGUAUUUUAACUUCCCAGGAGUUAGAGUUACGCUGGUUCCCUUGACUGAAAGCCUAUUCAUUUUUCCCAUAGACUUUUGGAAGAUCGCAAAAAAAGCACUGUGAUCAACAAAUGUUCAGAAUGUUUGCACAUUUUGUCUAUCAAGAUAAUAUUUACAGAUGAACACAAUAUUUCCAGUUUUGAGACCUUAUUACAAUCGCCAGAAGUAGAAAGCGAACACGAUGAAAGAAACAGACUGGGUACAUUAAUGCCUCUGUUGAAAAAUCACAGCAUAAUGGUUUGGUUUGAUGCUGGUUUGUGCUGGUUUAACAUUGUCCUUAGCUGGUCAUGUGCAGGUUUAAGCUGGUCAAAUCAGCAUCAAAACAUACCUAACCCAGCAUAUGCUGUUUUUUUUUCAAAAGGGUGGUCACUCGAUAUCAAUGUCACCACAACCAAGCCUCCAACAAACUUUAUUAAAAACGUGUUUCCUGCCUAAUACUGUGUGAAUGCAUCUCCAGCAAUGUUUUUAGAGAUUUGUGUCCCAGUUGCAUUAUUUGUGAGAUUUACAUGUGUGAUGAGCGGUGACGUCUAAUGUUCUUGCCAAAGGAUGUAGUUUCGUUAGCAACUUGUUAGCAACCUACGUUUUAAAGACACAAUAAAGGUUUUAGAAAAUCACAAGAAGGUUAUAAAUGGUAUGUUUUAUAUCAUAGAUUAGUCACCGAUUUACCAAAAACCCAUAGACUUUGGGGCAAUGGAACCAGAAGUCCUAAAAUGCUAACUCUCUGGGGUAUUAUAUAGGAGCACUGAGGGGAUAACUGUUGUCUUAAAUGGUUGUCCCACAGUUUCUUUCGAAUAGAAAAUAUUUAAGACUUUGUUGGAAUAAAUGUAAUAUAUACUGUCUUUUCAGCAGUGUUUUAUUUUAUACAUUAUCUUGUAAUUGUGUUUGUGUGUACAAGUAUAAGGGAAGUGGAGAAUAUAUACGCAAGUGUUCUGGGUAUCUCAGAAUGUCAUUUAUUUUAUUUGCUUAAAUGUUUAAAUACUUUGUGCAUUGUAACUGAAAUUACACUGUUGUGCUGCAAACUUGACUUAAUUACAAAACAAGCCGUACUAUAUAUACCACCAUAGACUAUGACAUUAAACAAUUGAUCAUUAAACCAAGUAAAAAAUAUA